Acanthochromis polyacanthus (spiny chromis) is the source of this 3367-nucleotide messenger RNA. RefSeq names its product solute carrier family 26 member 6 (gene slc26a6l2). Gene Ontology annotation, cellular component: membrane. The transcript has 20 exons. Lineage: Eukaryota; Metazoa; Chordata; Actinopteri; Pomacentridae. Gene Ontology annotation, biological process: transmembrane transport. Gene Ontology annotation, molecular function: oxalate transmembrane transporter activity; bicarbonate transmembrane transporter activity; chloride transmembrane transporter activity. The record is from RefSeq and is a predicted model, not a curated record. Bases 1 to 2358 code for a protein of 785 amino acids.
AUGAGUCAGAGGAAAUUCAAAGGCUAUUUUGUGCAGAGGGAGGUUCUGGAUGAGAUACGUCUGGAUGAAGUGGCACAAAAAGGGACGUGGUCCGUUAAACCACGUCUGGGUGAACGGGUGAAAGAGUCCCUGAGGUGCUCAGGGCCAAGGCUGAAGCACAUCCUUUUGAGCUGGAUUCCUGUUCUUGGCUGGCUACCUCGCUACUCUUUCAGAGAAAAUGCCGUAGGGGACCUGAUAUCUGGCUGCAGUGUGGGCAUCAUGCAUCUGCCUCAGGGCAUGGCCUAUGCUCUUCUGGCCUCCUUACGUCCAGUGUUUGGUCUUUACACCUCUCUCUACCCAGUGCUGGUCUACUUCAUCUUUGGUACUUCCAGACACAUCUCCAUAGGCACGUUUGCGGUGAUCAGCAUCAUGAUUGGGAGUGUGACAGAAAGGCUGGCACCGGACAGCAACUUUAUUGUAAAUGGGACGAAUGGGACAGAAACUGUGAACCUCGACGAAAGGGACGCAUACAGAGUCCAGAUAGCGUGCUCGCUCACAGUCUUGGCAGGAAUCUUUCAGAUCCUGCUGGGUGUGGUGAGGUUUGGUUUCGUGGUCACCUACCUGUCUGAACCGCUUGUUCGCGGCUACACUACGGGGUCAGCAUGCCAUGUGUGUGUCUCCCAGCUGAAGUAUCUGUUUGGAGUCUCACCAGCUCGAUUCGCUGGUCCCCUCUCGCUCAUUUAUACUCUGGUGGAUCUUUGCAAACUGCUGCCUCAGACAAAGGUUCCAGAGUUGGUGGUCAGCCUGGUGGCGCUCAGCGUUCUUAUUGUGGUCAAAGAAGUCAAUGCGUGCUACAGACAAAAGCUACCUCUGCCUGUCCCCAUAGAGCUCAUAGUUAUCAUAGCCGCUACAAUCAUUACGCACUUCUGCGGUCUUACUGACAAAUACUAUAUUGAUGUGGUUGGAGAAAUUCCCAGUGGACUCAAGGCUCCUCGUGCUCCAGAUGCCACUUUGUUCUCCAAAGUUUUAGGUGAUGCUUUUGCCGUGGCCAUCGUGGGCUACGCCAUCAACAUCUCCCUUGGCAAAACAUUUGCCCUCAAACAUGGCUACAAGGUGGAUAGCAACCAGGAGCUGGUUGCCUUGGGACUCAGCAACACUGUCGGUGGCUUUUUCCAGUGCUACUCUGUGACUUCCUCCUUGUCUCGGAGUCUUGUCCAGGAGAGCACAGGGGGCAAGACACAAGUCGCAGGACUGAUUUCCUCUAUCAUCGUGCUGAUCGCAGUUUUGAAAAUAGGUUCUCUCUUUGAAGAUCUCCCCAAGGCCGUCUUAUCCACAAUAGUGUUUGUGAAUUUGAAAGGAAUGUUUAAGCAGUUCAUGGACGUGCCUUCGCUGUGGAAGACCAACAAGGUUGAUUUGCUCGUGUGGCUGGUGACAUUCACAAGCACCAUUCUGCUCAACCUGGACCUGGGCCUGGCUGUCUCCAUUGGCUUUUCCAUGCUCACCGUCAUCUUCAGAACACAACUACCCCACUACUCUAUCUUGGGCAACGUGCCAGGCACUGACCUGUAUCUGGACACAGAGAAGUACAAGGAGGCUAAAGAGAUUCCAGGAAUUAAAAUCUUCCGUUCAUCUACAACUAUCUACUACACAAACGCUGAGAUGUACUUGGAGGUCCUGCAAGAGAAGAGUGGAAUUGAAAUCGGGAAGCUGCUAACCGCCAAGAAGAAACAGCAGGCAAAGCAGAAGCGUAAGCAAGAGAAAGAGAAAAAGAAAGCCAAAAAGGAGGAAAAGAAACAAAAAAAAGCUGUCAAACAUUUGGCCAACGGCACAUUCUCUUUGAAGGAGUCAGAGAUCAGCAAGAGGAAAGUCUCUGAAGAAACAAAUGGGCAGCGUCAAGGCAACGGUGUCGCCUUAACUCUGAAAGAAACAACUGCAAACGGCCUUGGUAACGGCCAAGUAAACUGGGCUUACCAACCUGACACAACCAUGUCAGAGUCAGACUCAGACUCAGACACAGGUUGCCAUGGUGAUGAAAGCAUCACCCAGGUUUCGCAUCACAGUGACGAGGGGAAAGGAAGGGCCUGCGGGUCAGGCACCCACAGCAUCAUCUUGGACAUUUCCACAACCAGCUUUGUGGACUCAGUCACUGUGAAGACCCUGAAAAAUAUUUUCAGGGACUUUGGAGAGGUUGAUCUAGAAAUCUACCUCGCCGGCUGCCAAGCCUGUGUUGUGGAACAGCUGGAAACGGCAGGUUUCUUCUCGGAGUCCAUCCCAAAGAGCAGGCUGUUCGUCACCGUUCAUGAUGCAGUGCUGCAUAUUCUCAAUAAACUGGGGCAGAAAGACUUCAUGCUUGAUAUGUCCUGCAACACCCAGAUGUGACCAGCAGGUGUCAGAUUGUUCCAACUCCAUCCAGUCAUCUUCCUCCUCCUCCUCCUCUUCUUAGGCGCCCUAUUCCAUUGCUCACUAUUGGUCACCAGUGUCUCCUCCCCUUUCAGUGGGGGAGAAUGCACCACCUUGACAUGGCGGCUGGUUGCCAUGGAAAUACAGGGAGCCGUUACUGUGGCAACAGGCUUUUUAUGAUAUUGUCUAAUGAGAUGGCCAGCAAUACGUCAUUGCAGCUCUCUCGCUGUGCGGUGUGUGUUAGAGACAGCGAAGGGGCGGGGGCUGAGUGGGAGAAUGUAACACUGGACUAAUAGGAGUCUGUAUUUAUAGCCUGUGUGAGAGUGGAGAGUGACUGAAAGGUUGACUGUAAAGAGAAACUCAUGUGCAAGAGGUGUUUGUUGUGAACACACAGGCCAUGAUGUGUGUGCAUGCGUCUGACCGUCAGUCCAUAUUCCACAAGAGGAGGAAAGCCAGGUGUCUCCAACCGAUCAACAACAUGUAAAUAUUCUUCACCGAUGUUGACGUAUCCAUCCCUUUUGGAGGGGAUUCUUAAUUCUAGUAUCAGCCCUCAUUUGCUCCAGCAGGGAAGAGCUGAAUGGUGGAUAUAGUGUAUACGUGUUACAUUUUGAAACAGCAGGAGCUUUAAAAAACAAACAAAAAAAGCAAGACGUGUGUGUAUUUAUAGUUUGCAUUCACAUGUCUGAUUCCUCCAUUCUAUUUUUAGGAUCCAAUGUCAUCUGCUGUUGCAACUAUAGAGGCUAAACAACGUGUAGUAGUAUGUGAUGAUUUCCAUGGACUGAACUGGAUAGUCCAAAGAUAAACGCUCCCAGACAUUUUAUUUUAACCACCUGAUUGCUUUUUUUAACUUUCAAAAAUGUACUGUAUGCUUGAAAUGUAUGUGAAAGCACAGGGGGCUUAGAAGGGCUUAGAAGUCUGGGAGGUGCAUUUACCGGGUUUGCAAAAGUUCUGUUACACUCGGUUUGAUGAUCUUUAGAGACGUUUACAU